CUUGCCAGCACUAAUACCAAUUGCAUCCCUCAAAAAAAUACUGCGUGUGAAAAAGACCCGAACUUUUCGCAUACCUUUCGGUUGCCUACUUAUCGAGUGGAAAAGCGCGCGUUACUGAUCAGAUCGAUUCGAUCGCAAGACGGCUGUUCAAAAUGUUAUAAAACACCGCGCCGCGUCCGUAGACAGUCGCUGUUCUACUUUAAAACACACACCCACACACGCGCGCGCCGCCGAGUGUCAACAGCUGCCCUGGCGAAAAAAUGUCGGACAUUAACGAUGACCUGCUCAACUACGAGCUGGGCGAUGACAUCGAUGACCAGGCUCUUCUCGGCGCCGACGAGGAUGAGUUGCUACUCUCGGACGAAGAGCUCGAAAAGGAUGUCACCAGCGAGGUGAAGUUGCAGAUGCGCGCCGAGGCCGAGGAGUGGGCCCAGGAGCAGAUCAGACAGCACGAGCGCAAGCACAAGGAGCAAUUGCAGGCGGAUGCGACUGCAGCGACUGAAGCGACUGUUGCAGCCACGGCCACGGCAGAGGUGGCGCAACCAGAGCUCGCUUCAACUCCUGCUCCGGCUCCAGUUCCUGCUAAACCUCUAGUCGCUCAGGUGGAGAAACAAAUUGACGCAGCCCACGCGGCUGUGGAAUCUGAGCCAGCGAAUGAACUGGUGGCAGCCAGUCGCUCGGAAUCCCCACAACAGCAAGCUAAGGAGGAAGCGCCCCCAGCUGAUUGCGCCGAAAAGGAGGCGACUCAGAAUAAUGGCAACAGCGAGGAGCCAGCUGAGAACGCUGGCAGUCAGAGUGAGGGAGAACGAGGACUGGGCUUGUGCUCGCUGCUGGCCUCAUCGCAGGAGAGCCUGCCCAGCGCCAGCUCAGCCUCUGUGAUUUCAGAGCUACCCGAUCCGCGCGAGGACGACGAAGAGCGCGAGGAGCGCACCAACUACAAGACGGCCAGCGAGCGAUCCGACAACAGUCUGCGGCAGCAUCAAGAACACGCACACAUGUCGCCCUACCAGCACCAGCAGCGGCGACACCAUGGCCAUGGAGAUAAACCCCGCGUUGGCGGAGGUGGACGCUUCAUGCAUGGCCAGCAGCAGCAGCAACAGAGCCAGAUGGGCAAGCCGCCGCGUGGAAUCGGAACGCGCCACCAUCUGCUACGCAAUCCGUCGCCAAUUUCGGCAAUUUUCGGCAUACAGCAGCAGCGCAUGGGCAUGGCCGGGAUGCAGCCGCCGCCACAGCGAUAUGGCAUGCCGGGCCAGUACCCGGCAACUCAGCCACCCAACCAGUCACCACAACAAGCACCGACCAACACACAACAGCCACACAGCGCUCCUGCCUCUCCCCUCCACACUCCCACGCAUUCGCACAUGAUGCACCACAGUCACAAUCCGAACGGAGGCGUGCUGCCCCACCUGCUGCCGCAUCCGCACGAGCAGGUGCGUGUGGGUCUGCUGCAACCACCGCCGCUGGCAUAUGCGCCCAAUCCGGGUGGCUAUCGCAAUGGAGCACUUCUGGGUCCGGGACCGGGACCUGGGCUACAUCAGCAACACCAGUCGCCGCACCAGCAGCAGUCGGGCAUGCGUCCGCCGCUGUAUCGGAACGCCCCGCCAUCGUACGGCUACGACCAGGGACAUCCACCCCAGCAUCCGCCGCAGUUCAUGCGGCCGCACAACGGCUGGCGACCGCAGGGCGACAAUGCGCGCAUGCAGCGACCCCCACUGCAAACGCUGCCACCGCACAUGAUGCCCGGCGCACCGCCGAACUAUGCCAAUGGCAUGGGGAUGCGAGGACCGCCGCCCCAGCAGCAGCAGUCGCAGCAGCCGCCACAGCAGCAGCCAGCACCGCAACAGGCGGGCAAUCCCCUACAGCAGGCCGUCAAUCCUGGCCAGCCGCCGCAACAGCCGAAUGGACCGCCGCAGCAGCAGGGCUCGUCAUCGGUGCCCCGGGUCAGCAAGGUGCUCAUCAAUCCGAAUUUCAAGGGCGGCGUUGAAGCGGCUACCAACAAGUUCAUCAAGGAGACGCACUUUAUGCCCGCCAUUAACAGCGAGGCCGAGUUGCUGCGCCAGCAGGAGGAGUUCAUCAACAAGAAUCGGCAGUACUUUGAGAAGCGACGCAUGGAACGCUCUCCGCCGUCGUCGGGCUCCUCCACCGGAGCCGCCACCUCCGGCCAGGCAGGCGAACGGAGGCGAACACGUAGCCGCAGUCGCUCUCGUGGUCGCAGUUACUCACCCGUUAAGCGCGUGGAGAGGGAACGCGAGCGGGAGCGGGAGCGCGAGAGGGAUCGUGAAAGGGAGCGGGAUCGGGAGCGAGAUCGUGAGCGAUAUGGCGCCAAUCGGGCGGCAGGAAACCGAGGUUUCCGACGGGCAUCCAGUCGGGAUAGAGACGAGAAUCGAGGUGCAGCAAGCACCGCCAGUGUCCAAGGAGCGGGCGGAGCAGCAUCCUGCGGAGCUGCGCCCCCCAAGCGGCGAAGGAGUGGCUCGGCCGGAGGAGGCACUGCCCGCAAUCCAUUCUCUGGCGAGCCGCGCGGCCGACCCUCCGAAACAGGCAACCGCAGUAUGCCCAGCGACGAGGACGAGGAGACCCGCAACUAUCGCCUGGAGAUCGAGAAGCAGAAGCAGCUGCGCGAGAAGAUCAUGCGAGACAAGGAGCUGAAGCGUCGGCGCGCAGCCGAGGAGAAGCUACACGAGGAGAAACGCGCCGAGCAGCACAACACUUCGCCAGCCCGCGACGACCAGGAGGUGGCUGCCGGACAAGGAUCUGCAGCGCCCACAGCAGCAGCGUCAAAGCAUCGGCCAGCCGCGUCAGUUGGCGAGCGCAAGGUGAUCUCGCUGAAGCGUCGCGACGACCUGGAUGCGGGCAGCGUACGCAGCAGGCAGGCACAGGGAUCGCAGUCCAAUGCUCAGGCAGGCCAAGGCCAGCAGCAGCAGCAGCAGCCGGCGCGCAAGCAACUAACGGCGGCGAAGAUAGCGCCAGAGGCAAAGCGCAGUAUAACCGAUCACCUGGCGCCAUCCUCCAAGCAGCAUCAUCAUCAUCAUCAGCAGCAUCAGACUGCAGCGGCGCCGUCGAGAACGGUGGUACUGGGAUCGGGAGCUGUGGCCGGCGGCACACCGCCGAAGCCGCGCGAUAUGCUGCGCCUGGGCACGCCCAGCGACGAUGAAGUGGAGCUGGACUAUGAUGACGAUGACCUGCUGCUGGACGAGGAGGAUCGUUUGUUGGCCACGCCAUCGCCGCCGCCGCAGAAGGCGAGCAGCAAGAGAUCGGCCACGCCGGAGCGGAACCACAAGGCGAUGCGCGGCGGCAGCUCGACAUCAGCGCCCAGCUUUAGCUCCAACCAGCGGCGAGUGGUGCUCAAGCCGACCAGCAAUGGCAGCAGCAGCGGCGGUGGAGAUCAGCAGCAGUUGUCGCACGGCGGCAGGCAGCGGGAUCGGAGGCGAGGUGGAGAGGAUAGCGCACUGCAGCGGAAAGGUGGAGCAGGCAGCGUUGGCGGAGGCGGCAGCAGCAGCUCGGGAUCUGGCGGAGGGAUCUUCGAUCGGCUGAAGAAGCGUGUGGCCGUCUCAGGAGGAGGGAGCAGCGGUGGAGGCGGCGGGAGCAGCCACAAACAGCGAUCCAAGGCGCCCGCCCGCAUCGUACUCAAGCACGAUUGAUAAGAAGAUUUAGUUUAAGAAUAUAUAGUUUUCUAUAUCUAUUAUCGAUUAUCUCUGUAGUAGAUAGGAGAUGUACGACGAUGGCAUGUAGUGCAGUAAGCGAAACUUUAGCCUUAAGUUAAAAAAUUAUAAAUAGUUGAGCUGUCUAUAUAAAUAGCGGAUAAUACAUAUAUGUAGCUGUCAUGCAAUUGGUGGGUAUGCGCGAGGGUCUCUACCCCGUGCUACAUGCGGUAUGCGAAUUCAUUUAGCUUUAAGUGUACAAAUCUUAUCAAUGACUAAAACGUGCUUCGUUUUCUUAAUCGCUAUUUGUAUUUAAACGUAGGAUUAAUUGGAAUGCUUAAAGCUUGACCUGGACAACAAAACAAUUACCGUAGAUAACGUUAGCAACACAAACUAGGACCCAAAUGUGCAUACUAUAUGCAUGCUCAUAGUUCUUAGCCUAUGUAAUCAAGUGAACAAUAUUUACACCUCUACAUACAUUUAUAUAAACAUAUACAUAUGUUGUAUAUAUUUAUUUAUAAAUACUUCAAUUUAGUUUUAAGCACUGAGCGCCUAUUUUUUAUGAUGACAAUUCUACAAGAUUUUAUUGAAAGAAAGAGAAGUUGAGAAGUGCAAAUGCUUCUUAGGAAUUUACUUUAAAUUUACCUUUAGUUAUUUGAAUUAUUUUAUACAUUGUGCCCCGUUGAUUGUAAAUGAAAUUUAUUGUCUGUUCGUUUGUGUUCUCUGUAACUACUAUAAACCACAUACGAAACUAUGUUUGUUUGUGAACUAGUUUAACUAAUAAACUUGAAAUAUUGCAGCAUAUAACGUAAUUGUACACACAAAGCAAUACCUUAAUGGCCUGGAAAAACGCAGACACAUAGAGUGCUACCGAUUAAUUGGUAGUGCAGAAUGAUCAAACCAUAAAAUACAAUAGCAUAGCACAUAGAAUACCACAUACCACUCACUUAACAAACUGGCCAGUUAAAGAGUAAUCAGCGGAAUAAAGUCUUCGUUGGUUAACCGCAGAAUUGAUGAUGAGCAAUGAUGGAUACCCUAGUAAUACUAAGUAAUUGUACAUAAAACAAUCGCACUAUUCGGCUAGCCACAUUUAUGUAAACACACCACACACACUUUCCUACGAAAGCUGAGAACAUAUUGUCCGAUCUUGAAGAACAGCCAUAAACUUCACUUAGAUUACUUGCGUCUAAGAUAAUGCGAAAUGCCUAGACUAAAGAGAUUGUUAAAUUAUUGCCACUCCCGCUCCCCAGAAUUAUAAAUAUAUAUAUGUAUACUUAAAUCCUAGAGAGAUCUGCAACGACCAUUGUAAUUGGACAGCAAGCAUUGUACUUUGCAACUAUUGCAACUCUAGAAACCCCAAUCGAUAAGCUAAUGAAUGAAUACGUUAAUAUGAGUCAUUUUUAUUGUAACUAAGCUAACUAGAUAAUGAAAAGGUAGAGGUAUAUCGCAAAUGCAGAUGACAUGAAAUGUACUAAAAUCAAUCUAUUAAAAACGCAUCCGAAUCCCAAUGCGGUACAAGCUUGACUUUUGCAUUGAUGUAAUUGGCACAUUUGUUCAUGUGACAACAACGCAAAGAGACACAAAUGUAACUAUCUAACUAUCUAUAUGUGUGGCGAAGGUAAUUGUUGAUGCGGAGAAGGGGUCGCAACGCUAGAAAAUGAUAAGAUUUAAUGGGAAGCGCAUAAAGAAGUCGUAUAUGCCUAGGCAUAUACAUACGUAUAACUCUAGUAAUCGUAAUGCUACACACAAUAUGAUAUAAUAUAUGGACUAAUAAAAACCAAUUAUACCACGUGCACACAUAAAAGCGUGCGGCAGCAUAA
Drosophila mauritiana is the source of this 5458-nucleotide messenger RNA. RefSeq names its product serine/arginine repetitive matrix protein 1. Lineage: Eukaryota; Metazoa; Arthropoda; Insecta; Diptera; Drosophilidae. The record is from RefSeq and is a predicted model, not a curated record. The transcript has 7 exons. Gene Ontology annotation, molecular function: RNA binding. The coding region runs from base 261 to 3638 and encodes 1125 amino acids.